AGGGGCAUGAGUCUGGGAGAGUUGGGGCUGCGUUAAAAGCCAUCAUAUGCUGCAGUGUCUCCUCUGGCCGAUCUGUGCAGGCCACUGAGGGCGCUGCUUCCUCCUCUCUCUCUUCCUGCCCCGCACCCGGGGCUUUGGGUGCAUGCAGGGAGCUGGGAUCUGCCGAGAUCUGCUGAGGUGGGUGUGUUCCAUCUGCCCGGAGCCAGUCCUACCGGCCCAGCCCGGCCCAGAACAGGCAGAAGCCAGCCGAGCAGCAAGCAGCGGCGGAGCCACACUGGCCAGCACAGAUGAAGAAACUGAGAGUUCGAGAGGUCAAAUAAUCCAGCUGAACUGGGGCGCUCUCACCACAAACCCAACCCACACAGGAGCAAAGGUCUCCACUCCGAUGAAGCUGUGACCAAAGGCAUCUAACCCCCCACAGCCAUCUGGCCUGCAGCCACAGCCCACGCGCCCAUGCCUGGCCUCCCCUUGCUCUGGGACUGUCACUGUGCAGCCUCCAAGCCCCCCGCCCUGGAGACUGGAGAUGAACGCGACGCCAGGACACAGGGGCGCCCCAUGAUGCCCCCCGCCUAGCUCCUCCUCGCCUUUUGGCAAGAAGAUGGCCAACUCCUCGGCCAACGACUCUAUUCCCCGGUGCCUUGACCACCAGCGCAUCCACCACCUGCACUUGGUGGUCUACAGCCUGGUGCUGGCGGCAGGCCUCCCCCUCAACGCCCUGGCCCUCUGGGUCUUCCUGCGCGCACUACGCCUGCACUCGGUGGUGAGCGUGUACAUGUGCAACCUGGCGGCCAGCGACCUCCUCUUCACCCUCUCGCUGCCCUUGCGCCUCUCCUACUACGCGCGGCACUACUGGCCCUUCCCGAACCUCCUGUGCCAGCUGGCGGGCGCCAUAUUCCAGAUGAACAUGUACGGCAGCUGCAUCUUCCUGACCCUCAUCAACGUGGACCGCUACGCCGCCAUCGUGCACCCGCUGCGGCUGCGCCACCUGCGGCGGCCCCGCGUGGCGCGGCUGCUCUGCCUGGGCGUGUGGGCGCUCAUCCUGAUGUUCGCCGUGCCCAUCGCGCUGGUGCACCGGCCCUCGCACUGCACCCGCGACGGCCGCCUGGUGAACCUGUGCUUCGAGAGCUUCAGCGACGAGCUGUGGAAGGGCAAGCUGCUGCCGCUCGUGCUACUGGCCGAGGUCCUGGGCUUCCUGCUGCCCCUGGUGGCCGUGAUCUACUCGUCGGGCCGCGUCUUCUGGACCCUGGGGCGGCCCGACGCCACGCUGAGCCAGCGGCGGCGGAAGACGGUGCGCCUCCUGCUGGCCAGCCUGGUCAUCUUCCUGCUGUGCUUCGUGCCCUACAACACCACGCUGGCCGUGUACGGGCUGCUGCGUGGCUCUGUGGUGCCGGCCAGCGGGGCUGCGCGCAGCCAGGUGCGUGGGGUGCUGAUGGUCAUGGUGCUGCUGGCCGGCGCGAACUGCGUGCUCGACCCGCUGGUGUACUACUUCAGCGCCGAGGGUUUCCUCAACACCCUGCGCGGCCUGAGCGCUCCGCUGGGGGCCAGGACCUCGGCCUCCAACGAGGUUCCGGGGUCGCUCGUCGAACCGCCCACUGAGACCACCCACGUCGCCAGGCCGGCCGCCGCCAGCCAGAGCCUACUCCAGCUCUCCGACCCCCGGUCCUCCUUCACCCGGUGCCCCGAGGAUUCGUCCCUCUGAACGCACUUCGUACCGGAGUGCGGUUCCCUCACCCCACCCCCGCGCCUCUCACACUCGCAGACACGCGGGGUGUACACAGGAGGGCGGUGGGUUGGGCACUUGGACUUCUGAGUAGCAGCUCCAGCUCACAGAUGCAGAAGAGAACAAAGUGUGGGGGCCAGGGGCACGGGGAAGGAGGAGCGCUGCUGGAAGUGUCUUUAACUGGGUGGUGACGGUGAGCGCGGGAGGACCCCUUCCCCAGUCCCUAGGAAGUGCUGCUGUGAGCCUGCCGGUGCAGAGGCGGGAGACUGGUUGAAAUACCCUUGGCUGGGCAUGAAACAUGGCCCAUGGCCCAUAGCUGGUAGCUGGCGUAGAAGACAGGUGUCCUGCAUUUAGACCAACCACAGCAGUCUUGGGGCCAUGAACGCCACCCAUUCCCCUUUCCACCUGGGCUCCUUCUGCCCAGCUCUGAAACAUAAUACAAAAGCCUAUUAGAUGCCUGCGGAAUUGGUUUCCUUCUUGUCUAGUGACUUUUAACAAUUUCGAUCUGACUUAGGUGAUUGGGGGCAGGGCGAAACUGUGAGUUAGAGGAGGUUUUCCUCCAAGUUCCUGGUCCCUGUUCCCCUUUCUAGGUCCUGCCUUCUCCUUCCACCUCACCUCCUUUCAAGAUCUCCAUUCUAGAUCCUCAGUUCUCUCUUAAGGAGAACAUUCUCUGUACUAACAGUUCUCAAACUUUUUGAUCUCAGACCCCUUUACACUCUUGAAAAUGGAGAAUUCCAAAGAGCUUUUGCUUAUACAGUAGUUUGUUUUUUUGAUACUUAACCAUAUUAGAAAUAAAAAACAAUACGUUUUUUAAAACAGAAAUACACAAGCACACAUUCCAAUAGCUAUGAGAGCAACAAUGUCAUCACACUUCAUGAAGCCCCUGGAAAACUCCACUGUCUACUUGUGAGAGAAUGAGUGAAAAGGACAAAAUGACAUCUUAGUAGUAUUAUUAUGAAAAGUUUUGGCCUCGUGGAUUUCCUCAAAGAAUCCAUCCCCAGAUCACACUUGGAGAGUCAUAUUUGUACUGAAGUAUUAGAGUCGUGUAACAUCUUCCCAAGCCAUUAUAUGCAUUGUUUUUUAUUGCUGCAAGGAGAGGGUUGUCUGCUAAUUGUAGUCUGUAAGGCUUGGGGUUUUCUGGGGGGUGAGUAGGAGCUGCACACCCAGUGAACACUACUGGGGCUUCCUGGAGCUGCAGUGGGAAGUGGGGGUGGAAUUAGUCACACAUACACUCAGGAGGAGGUGGGGGGCUUCUCUGGGCAGGGAGAAGGGAAGAAGUUUACAGGGAAGUAAGAGUGCAAUGGACAGGAAGACAGGAAUAGGCUGAAUGCUCUUAGCAAGCUGGAGGUAAGGAAAUGGAAGUCUGGUUUACAGGUCACCUACGGCUUCCUGCCCUCUUUAGUGGAGUUGAGGCUGGAAGGGAUGGCAGAGUUGGCACUAUGACAUCUUGAGACCCUGACGUUAGUGAGAUUCGUGAGGGAGUUGGGGCCAGGCACGUGUCCUGCAUGCAUUUCUGCCCCUAUAUUUCUCAGUGUUGUAUAUGUUUCUGUGUAUGUGCAUGUGCAUGUACGUGUGUGUGACAGUGUCCGAGUUUUCCCUGGCGUGUCUCUGUGUAUUUUACUUUGGACUAAGCCUUUUGUGUGUCUUUCUGUGAUCGCUCCAGAUGGUGAUUUACAAGGGUAAAAUGACCCCUGGUGGCCAAACCGAGAACUGACCCAGAUUCCUCAGUGAUAGCGGUGCAGUCGGGUUUUCCUCCAUCUGGCGGGAGGUUAGAGCCCUCACCUCCUGCUGCUCUAGAGGAGGCCUGGUGGUAAGCACCUGCUCCUUCUUGCCUCAUCCUUAGGGUUCAGGACCCACGCCCUUCCAGUCCUGGGGGCACCAAAUGUCAUCAUCGUCCAAAAUCUCAGCACCUGCCCUAUCCAAACUGAACACAUUUUUAAAAAAUUACUUGAGUAUUUUUAUAUGCAGAUAUGUGAAUGAAUUCCAAAGUAAUUAAAACUCAUAGCAAGUAUCGUCUAACAUACUAUAUAGUUUACUUAUUUAUUUAUUAUAACUUUUAUAGUUUAUUGUCUAUCCCCCCUCACCCCUCAAGUAGGAUGUACACUCCCUGGGGCCAGGAAUUUUUGUUUGGUCAGUUCUCUGAUGUAUCCCCAGCAUCUAGAACAGCACCUGGGUA
Messenger RNA from Hippopotamus amphibius kiboko, 3896 nucleotides. It is a transcript of the gene LPAR5, whose product is annotated as lysophosphatidic acid receptor 5. Lineage: Eukaryota; Metazoa; Chordata; Mammalia; Artiodactyla; Hippopotamidae. The record is from RefSeq and is a predicted model, not a curated record. Gene Ontology annotation, cellular component: membrane. Bases 599 to 1699 code for a protein of 366 amino acids. Gene Ontology annotation, molecular function: G protein-coupled receptor activity. Gene Ontology annotation, biological process: behavioral response to pain; G protein-coupled receptor signaling pathway. The transcript has 3 exons.